Molecule: messenger RNA, 2731 nt
Organism: Anopheles nili
Lineage: Eukaryota; Metazoa; Arthropoda; Insecta; Diptera; Culicidae
Gene: Fbw5
Product: F-box/WD repeat-containing protein 5
Exons: 7
Coding region: 1-2130 (709 amino acids)
Biological process (GO): protein ubiquitination
Cellular component (GO): SCF ubiquitin ligase complex; Cul4-RING E3 ubiquitin ligase complex
Molecular function (GO): protein binding
Source: RefSeq, a predicted model, not a curated record
AUGGCGGAAGCCAACGACGAUGUGCCCAUGGCCGAUGGCAGUGAGACGCAAAUGCAGCAUGAUCGAGCUCGCGAAAGCAUGGAAUCACACAGUUCCUGUAGCACCAGCAGUGAGCAGGAUGACGACGAAUUGUACAUGGACAACAGCUGCUGGGUGUUUAUUCCUGAGCCCGUGUUCGUGAAAAUUUUCCUGCAGUUAGAAGCGCGCGAUGUCCUCAACGCUGGUCAGUGUUGCAAACGGUGGCACAAGCUGUCCAAAGAUGACUACCUGUGGCGGAAGUACUUCCGGAUGGAGUUUAAUGUAGAUCAUUCGAUUCCGUUGAAAAGAGGCGCGGAAUCUUGGCGAGCUGAGUACCGUCGUUUAACGAACAACGUGCCGAUGGUUAUGACGGAUGUCCUGACUUCCCACUCGCACCAAGUGUUGCACGUUAGCUUCUCACACAAUGGCAAAAUGUUUGCCACCUGCUCGAAGGAUGGAUUCGUGAUCGUAUGGAACUCGGCAUAUCCCUCGACGAUACGAGAUUCGUACGAUAUGCGUCAGCUUAGCUGGAAAUACACACAAUUUUCCCAGUUCAAUCAGAGCGACACCCUGUUGCUAGUAUCCGGGGUCCACUUUGGUUCGCCGCACAGCACUUCCGGCGAGAUAGCGGUGUUCACGGUGCAAAAUGGAUUUAAGUUGAAGUGCCGUGUGACAAAUCGACCGUAUGACAUUUUUGGCACCUGGUUUAGUGAUCAACAUCUGCUUUCGGGUGAUUUGAAAUGGCUCGCGCAUCUGGUCAGCUCUUCUAUGCUGUGGUUAAAUAAAGCGAACCAAGAGAUCGAUUCGGAACACACGCCGGUGCGGAAUUUGAUGUACAAAUUCUACAAUCGCAAUGCGAGUUCAAUCCGCGCUAUUACGGUAGCCAACUGUCCGUGGUUGAGUGAUGAAAAGGACGGCAAAACGGAGAACAGCAAUGACACUGGCGAAUCUCAACAGAAAUCAUCAGAUGAAGAGCAAGGUUCUAGUAGGGGCGAUCGUCGCGCGGGUAAUCCGCUUUCGCAUUAUCAGAUGAACCAGGACAUUGAUUCCGACGAAGAUCCGGAUGAUGGCCAAGACCGUCUAGCUGCUGAGGACGUACCUUAUCAACUGCUGGUCGGCGAUCAGUCCGACUAUGUCAGCCCAAUACAAUACUUGGACGAGUUCCGGCAAGAAUACGAAGAAUCCUACUAUGAAUCUUCUGAUGAUUGUCUCGAGGAUGACGAAGAUGAUGCCGAUGACGAGGAGCUGUCGGAGGGAGAGGACGACUUGGAGAACAUAUGCCCGAAGUAUCUGAUCUUUUCGACUGGCUCGAAAACCUACACACCGCAUCAAAUCGGCUUCAAGCGGAUUACUAGCGUAAACUUUCCCAGGCGCGUCGAAUUGGGACCGUCGCUCCGGGAACGCAUAGCGUUGCGGGAUCGACAGCGCGAGAUGCAGGUAAUUAUGGCCGAGAUGUCAGAGGAAGAAAUCCGCCUGCAGUAUAUCUUACAGAACGAAGACCCACCGACGGAACCGAACUGGGGGAACUAUGAAUCGGUGGCCAAUCGUUUUGAUAAGGUGGACAAGCUGAUCGACCUGCACGGGCACAUCAUUGGCAUGGGGCUUAGUCCGGACCAUCGUUAUUUGUACGUAAACAGUCGACCUUGGCCGAAAAAUUGCGUUAUUCGAAAUCCGCUCGACCCCCCGGCCAUAGCCCAAGAGAUCGACAUACACGUGAUCGAUCUAAUGACGCUGAAAAAAGUGGGCAAAAUGCUUCGCGCCCACAAGGCGUACACACCGAACACGGAAUGUUUCUUCAUUUUUCUGGACGUCUGUGAUAAUUAUGUCGCCAGUGGUGCCGAAGACAUGCAUGCGUAUCUUUGGGACCGGUACUAUGGUGUAUGUUUGUCCAAGUACCAGCACGAAGACGUGGUAAAUAGUGUCGCCUUCAAUCCGCGUGACAAUGAAAUGCUUGUGACGACCAGCGACGACUACGAGAUAAAGGUUUGGCGAUCCCUUUCCAAGGCGAAAAAGCUAGGAAUACAGCCGGUUGGCCGAGCGGCCGAAUUUCGAAAGCAUAAAAACAAUCGUCCUCCACCGCAACACCAGUACGGAUUACGAUCAUUUGUAUGAGCUUUGGUGCCGCUAGUGUAGCAAAUUUAAAUCGCCUUGAGGAUUUGAUGCUCAGUUUCCAUAUAUAAUUCCGUACUAUGAAGCUCCUAUGUGCUUCUCGUUUAUCGGUGUACGGUUCGAGAGAAAAAUACAGCCCUCUUGAAGCUAGUCGGAAAAGAUCGACGAUGAUUGGGAACAAAUACUGUCCUAUUUUGUAUCAUCGCGACGCUGAGUGAAGAAAAAUACCAUAUUUUCUUUUAUUCCGUUAGUCGUUUUAGCCGUAGAUAUGUUAUUACCUUUUUGCACCGUUUUAUGUUAUGCUUUUGUUCUGUUGAAUGUUUUUGAUAGUUUUUAGUGGCGAUUGAAACAUUUUUCUACAUGUUUUACGGUAUUGAUACCUUUUAAAUAUUUUAAAAACGAGUUUUUUUAUACAUACUAUGCAUCGUUACUACACCCAAUGGGGAAGAGAAAAGUUUUUUUAUAUCUUUUUGAAUGCGCCCAGUGAUACUAUAUCUGGAAUACUGCAGGCUGCCGUGGAUCGUUUACAAUGAAGCAAGUGCAAACAUUGUGCAAUCGCUCGUAGAACUUGCAAUAAAUCGUUUUGAAUAAAGAUAAAUGCCGA